AGGGGCUGUGUGCUGCAGCCAGAGGAAGUACAGUCGCUGUCUUCUUACUGAUGGCCUCUCCUUCUCACUGACAGUCAGCAACCAUGGCAGGACCAUCUUGCUUCCUGAAUGCUGUGUGCUGUCUGCAAUAGGAGGAACAUGAUAAUGGACAAUGUCCUAAUUUGGGGGAUAAGGAUUUACAUAUGCCUACUCUUGUUGCACGGAGGCUCAGGUUACUAUUAUUCCGAAGAUAUUGAGUUUGUGAAAGUUUUACAGAGUGUGAAAGCCUGGCGUGGCUCUUGUGUCCUGUUACCAUGUACAAUUACUUACCAAGGAGCAGUUAACAAUUACACAUGGUAUCAUAAUCCAGUGUACGAUGACCAAGUAAAGGAUUUUAUAGGGAAAAUUGCUUACAAUAGCCUCAACAAUACAGAGCUUGACAGUUUAUUUGAGAACAAUGUGGAAUAUAAGGGAAUGAAAGAGAAGGAUUGCACCAUACUGAUAAAAAACCUGAAGAAUGAACACAGCGGGCAGUACAGGCUGAGGCUGGUUAAGAGCGGAAACCCUGGUUUUAAGUGGAUGUCAAAGACAUAUGUUAACGUCACAGUAUCAGAUGCCGGGCCCAGUAUUGAAAUAGAACCAGUGCCUGAAAUUGAAGAGUUCCAGGUUGUGACUCUAACUUGCUCUAUAAAAUAUUACUGUCCUCUCCAUAACAUAAAGCUCUCUUGGAUUGAGGAUGUAAAUGGUACAGCUAAGACUGAAACAAGAUCUGACACAGGUGACGUAAGCACCAAAACCUCUCUGACUUUUCGUCCGUCGUGGGCCGACCACAAAAAAAACUUCACUUGUGUUCUUCAACAAGAGGAUCAAGAGAAAAAUGAAAGCCAAAGCGUACAGCUGAAUGUGAAGUAUGCUCCAAAAAAUGUCAAGAUUUGGUCUAACAAUACAACAACAUUCAUGGAAAGGGAAAGUAUAACCCUGGAGUGUUCUGUGGAGACUAGCAACCCACCAGUUGAUUCAUUCGUGUGGUACAAAAAUGGUAAAGAAAUGUACCGCAGUACAAACACAAUUACUGUCAGAGAAGCGGGAAAAUACUAUUGUGAGGCUGACAACACCAUCGCCAAAACUCAGUCAAACGUUGUGGAGAUAUCUGUGCUGUAUGCUCCCAAAAAGACACUUAUCAACACAAAGGGGUCCGUAGUAGAAGGAAAGGCUGUUACCCUGACUUGCUCCACUACUGCAAACCCACCGGUCUCUCUUUACACCUGGUGCAAGAAUGGAAAGCAGUGUUUCAAUAGCACCAACAUAUAUAAGAUUAAUGCAAUAACAACAUAUGAUAGUGGAUCUUAUACGUGUGCUGCUCACAAUAAACUGGGAUCAGAUGUAUCAGACCCUCUAAAAGUGGACGUAAAGUAUCCUCCCAAGGAUGUGAAGAUUGUCCUAGAACCAGCUUCACAAACUUUCCGUGAAGGAACCAAGGUUAAAUUUGCUUGUGUUGUCGGAAGCAGCAACCCAAGUGUAACCAGCAUUGUAUGGCUCAAAAAUGAUAAACAAGAUUAUACAAUCAGGGGAGAAAUAUCUAUUAGAGCAGAGGACUCUGGGAUGUACACUUGUCAAGCUGGAAAUAAUAUAGGUCAAUCGUCAUCCCAACCCGUUUCCGUGGAAGUCCAACAUGCUCCCAAAAAGCCAAUUAUCAACACAGAGGGGUCCGUAGUAGAAGGAAAGACUGUAACCCUGAAUUGCUCCACUACUGCAAACCCACCGGUCUCUCUUUACAUAUGGUACAAGAAUGGAAUGCAGUGUUUCAAUAGCACCAACAGUAUAUAUAAGAUUAAUGCAAUAACAACAUAUGAUAGUGGAUCUUAUACAUGUGAUGCUCACAAUACUCUGGGAUCAGACUCAUCAGACCCUCGAAAAGUGGACGUAAAGUAUCCUCCCAAGGAUGUGAAGAUUGUCCUAGAACCAGCUUCACAAACUUUCCGUGAAGGAACCAAGGUUAAAUUUGCUUGUGUUGUCGGAAGUAGCAAUCCAAGUGUAACAAGCAUUGUAUGGUUCAAAGAUAAGGAAAGGUUACAAACAUUCAGGGAAGAAAUAUCUAUUAGAGCAGAGGACUCUGGGAUGUACACUUGUCAAGCUAGAAAUGAUAUAGAUCAAUCGACUUCCCAACCCAUUUCCGUGGAGGUCCAUUAUCCUCCAAAAGCAGCAAAAAUUACAAUUGAAAAAGAAUCGGUGACCAAAGAAGGAGAUCAGAUCACAUUAAAAUGUUCAGUACAACAUGGUAACCCCAAGACCAGCCAUUUUGAGUGGCUCAAAGAUGGAAAAGUCUACAAGUCUACAGGAGAUUCAGAUAUCCUGUUGAUAAAUACAACAUGGAAAGACUCUGGAUAUUAUUCAUGUAGAGCCUCAAACAAUAUAGGAAAUAGCACAUCAAAAUCGGCAUUUCUUAAUGUCCAGUAUGCUCCACGAAAUGUGACUUUAUCCAUCACACCGGGAAACCAUGUAACGGAAUACACAGAUGUAAUGCUGAGGUGCACAGCCCAAUCGAAUCCACAAGAGCGUCACUACUUGUUGUAUAAAGAUAAUCAAUUCAUCAUAAUAAAUGAAUAUAUGGCACUGGAUAAUAUACAACGCAGCAACGCGGGAGAGUACCGAUGUUCUGCAAGAAAUGCUGUUGGAGAACAAAGGUCAGAAGUUGUCAAUCUGUAUGUUUCAUACAGCUGGUACAGCAUAGGCAUAUAUAUAUCAUCGGUUUUGGGUUCUCUAAUUUUGAUUAUAAUUUUUCUCAUUAUUGUUCAGUUCAGAGUUUGGAAGAAGAAUGGAAGGAAAACAACGGAUGAUUCAUCUUUUUUCGUGCUGAAGAAGCAGUCACAUAAUGAGAACCAUGAAGGACAAGAUACCCCAUCGGCAAACAGCUCGACCGAUCAUCUCAAUUACUCCACUCUGCAGUUCCCUGCUGGCGAUAAUGGGCAGAUCGACCAGCCCAGGGUGGAGAGAAAACAUGAAGACCCCAGUGCUAUUUACAGCAUUGUGAAGAAACCCCUCAUUACUGCCGAGUAUGAAAAUAUUGAAUCUUCAAAGAAGGUCCAUGAUGAAGAUGAGAUUCACUACUCCGUCAUCGCCAAUUUACCCAAAGAGGGCACUCAGGUCAAGCAGGACCCUGAGGUGGAAUAUGCCAUGCUCAGACAUUAAUGAAAUAGUAUGUCUUACGUUAUAACAGUUUACAACAUAUGAUCUGGUUAAGAAGUCCAGCAAACGCAAUAGCGCAACAAAGCAAUAUUCAGUUCUUCAUCUGGAUAAGGACCAUCCACAAGUGGCCAAAUCGCUCUCAGAUCUAUUCAUUUCAUGGUGGCAACAUGUGCGGGCACCGUGAACGCCGAAGAGCUUCACAAAUCCAGCUAUAGAGUGUGAAAUUAUUUUACUGAGAUAUAGAAAGCUUUUAAUUUCUUAUUACAUUUCUGUAUAUAUUGUGAUGCUAAAUGUGUACUGUUUGUACUGUUUGUCAGUUUGAUACUAAAUGUGAAUUGUUUUCCUCUAUAUUUGUAUACAAUAAACAUAUUUUAACACAGAA
Molecule: messenger RNA, 3547 nt
Organism: Pseudophryne corroboree (corroboree frog)
Lineage: Eukaryota; Metazoa; Chordata; Amphibia; Anura; Myobatrachidae
Gene: CD22
Product: CD22 molecule
Exons: 17
Coding region: 109-3168 (1019 amino acids)
Biological process (GO): negative regulation of B cell receptor signaling pathway; B cell activation; regulation of B cell proliferation
Cellular component (GO): extracellular exosome; recycling endosome; plasma membrane
Molecular function (GO): sialic acid binding; protein phosphatase binding; CD4 receptor binding
Source: RefSeq, a predicted model, not a curated record